Molecule: messenger RNA, 1624 nt
Organism: Labrus mixtus (cuckoo wrasse)
Lineage: Eukaryota; Metazoa; Chordata; Actinopteri; Labriformes; Labridae
Product: neutral cholesterol ester hydrolase 1-like
Exons: 5
Coding region: 73-1332 (419 amino acids)
Cellular component (GO): membrane
Molecular function (GO): carboxylic ester hydrolase activity
Source: RefSeq, a predicted model, not a curated record
CCUAGUACUUAUUAUUGAGUAAUCAGAGUGUGAUCUGCAGCCUGUGGAUCAUCUGUCACUGAGGGAGUCAGGAUGAGGCUGCUGCCGGUUGUCGUUACUGUCUUGUUAACGGUGUCUGUCGCUUAUUAUGUUUACAUCCCGCUGCCUGAUAGCAUCCAGGAGCAGUGGAAGCUGAUGAUGCUGGAUGCUGGAAUACGUGCAAUGAUGCAUCUGUCCCAUUGGAUGGAUCCGCUGGCCUCCAAACACUACAUCACGUCUAUCAGGCAGAGCGUAGAGGGUUUCCAGAGCAUGGUAAAUGGUAUGGCCAGUUCUGAGCCCGACGGAGGGGUCGUGCCUGGAGUGAAAGUCAGCGACAUCACCUUUGCCGGCAUCCCGGUCCGUUUGUACGAGCCCCCUGCUGGAGGGGAGGGACAUCUGAGGAGAGGGCUGAUGUUCUUCCAUGGAGGAGGCUGGGCCUUCGGCAGUGUGAAGGAGACGUCCUAUGAUAAGGUCAACAGGAUGGUGUCUGACGAGCUCAACGCCGUUGUGGUCUCUGUUGAGUAUCGUCUGUAUCCAGAGGUGCACUUCCCAGUGCCGUAUUUAGACUGCCUUACUGCUGCCAAACACUUCCUGUCCGAGGAGGUCUUGUCUAGGUAUGCCAUCGACCCCGAACGUGUGGCUGUGUCAGGAGACAGCGCAGGAGGAAACAUGGCAGCUGCCGUCUCUCAGGAGAUUGCGAUGGAUGACACUUUGAGUGUGAAGUUCAGCGUCCAGGCAUUGAUCUACCCAGCAGUCCAAGCUCUGGACUUCAAUACGCCCUCCUACCUGCAGAACGAACAUAUGCCUAUCCUCUACAGGUCUGUAGCCAUCCGCUUCUGGCUGCAGUACCUUGGUGUUGACCUCUCUCUUGUUCCCCAGUUUACAACAAACAAUCACAGCUCUUUACAACACACACACAUCACCCCUGAGCUGAGGGCACGGCUGGACUGGACCGUCCUCCUUCACCCGAAAUACAAAAAGAACUACAAGCCUGUGAUAGUGGAAAAGGGAUCUCAGGGGGCUGUGAAAGAGGUGCCUGGGCUGCUGGAUGUGAGAUCAUCACCACUGUUAGCUGGCCCAGAGGUUUUGGCUAAAUGUCCGCGGGCGUACGUGCUUACAUGCGAGCACGACAUUUUGAGGGAUGAUGGCAUGAUGUACGUGCGGCGCCUGCAGGACGCAGGCGUGACAGUAACCAACCGUCACUAUGAGGACGGCUUCCACGGGUGUUUCAGCUUUAUAACCUGGCCUCUGGAUUUUGAUGUAGGGAGGAGGGUGACCAGGGAUUACAUCGACUGGCUCAAAAACAACUUGUAGAUGUGCGUAUAUGUGCGAGCAAGAGAAUGAAUGAGGGUUUUUUUGUGUCGCAUGCACACGUGUGUUUGGAGAUACCAAAUGAACAAGUCCUAGCUUUAUGAAUCACAGACUUGUACAUCUUCUCUUUGUAUAGGGACAUUAAAUCUAAAUCUCAGGGCCCUCGUGUAAUUACAGAUGCAUACCAGCUUAGUAAGUAUGAACGUGAUGUGUAAAGAUUACUGAAGGUCUGAAAUGGAAAAGGUGAAAUAUAUCGAACCUUCUGACUAACACUGUGAGCUUCUGGGGGGGAAAA